This is a messenger RNA of Rangifer tarandus platyrhynchus (Svalbard reindeer), 1098 nucleotides long. The record is from the annotation of a GenBank genome assembly. Lineage: Eukaryota; Metazoa; Chordata; Mammalia; Artiodactyla; Cervidae.
AUGGAUAUCAUAGAGACAGCAAAACUGGAGGAACAUAUGGAAAACCAAACCAAUGAUCCUGCAAACACUUACACAAGACCUGCUGAGCCUGUUGAAGAAGAGAACAAAAAUGGCAACAGUAAAGCUAAGAGCUUAUCCAAUGGGUUGCGGAAGGGCACCAAAAAGUACCCGGACUAUAUCCAAAUUGCUAUGCCCACAGAAUCGAGGAACAAAUUUCCCCUCGAGUGGUGGAAAACGGGCAUUGCUUUCGUGUACGCGCUUUUCAACCUCGUCCUGACAACCGUCAUGAUCACGGUUGUGCACGAGAGGGUCCCUCCCAAGGAACUCAGCCCUCCACUCCCAGACAAGUUUUUUGAUUACAUAGAUCGGGUGAAAUGGGCAUUUUCUGUAUCAGAAAUAAAUGGGAUUAUAUUAGUUGGAUUAUGGAUCACCCAGUGGCUGUUUUUGAGAUACAAGUCAAUAGUGGGGCGCAGAUUCUUUUUUAUCAUUGGAACUUUAUACCUGUAUCGCUGUAUCACAAUGUAUGUUACUACUCUCCCGGUGCCUGGAAUGCAUUUCCAGUGUGCUCCAAAGCUCAAUGGAGACUCUCAGGCCAAAGUACAGCGGAUUCUACGGCUGAUUUCUGGCGGCGGAUUGUCCAUAACGGGGUCGCACAUCUUGUGCGGGGACUUCCUCUUCAGCGGCCACACAGUUGUGCUGACACUUACUUAUUUGUUCAUCAAAGAAUAUUCGCCUCGCCACUUCUGGUGGUAUCACUUAAUCUGCUGGCUGUUGAGUGCUGCCGGGAUCAUCUGCAUUCUGGUAGCACAUGAACACUACACCGUUGACGUGAUCGUUGCCUAUUACAUCACAACUCGGCUCUUCUGGUGGUACCAUUCCAUGGCCAACGAAAAGAACUUGAAGGUCUCUUCACAGACUAAUUUCUUGUCUCGAGCGUGGUGGUUCCCCAUCUUUUAUUUUUUUGAGAAAAAUGUACAAGGCUCGAUCCCUUGCUGCUUCUCCUGGCCUCUGUCCUGGCCUCCUGGCUGCUUCAAAUCAUCUUGCAAGAAGUACUCACGGGUUCAGAAGAUCGGGGAAGAUAAUGAGAAAUCUACCUGA